Molecule: messenger RNA, 1392 nt
Organism: Drosophila miranda
Lineage: Eukaryota; Metazoa; Arthropoda; Insecta; Diptera; Drosophilidae
Exons: 3
Coding region: 129-1055 (308 amino acids)
Source: RefSeq, a predicted model, not a curated record
CUGAAAUAUGCUCCUAGAAGAAAUAAUCAAUUCGAAAAUCAUUCCUAUUUCUAUCUUUGUGUCGAGCACAUGUUCCAGUCAAAACAGAAAAAAACUGUCUUUAAUCAAUAACAAUCGAUUCUUUGAUAAUGUCCAAGUUCAAUUUUUGGCUGAUCUUCUGGUGUGCCGUGAUGAUGAUGCAGCCUUGGAUGGGCCAGGGCCAUGCCCUGUCUGCGGAUGCGGUCAAUGCCACAGCUGUGCAAUCCACUUUUGGCUUAUUGAUGGGAGAAGCAACAACCGCCAAAACUACGGCCACUCCCCAGGCAGUGGUCAAGUCAUCCACUCGCCAAGAUGCUUCCAAGGAAAUCGUCGCGGGAGCUCCUGCAGUCACCCCCACAACACACCCAGUGACUGGCCCAGUCGGACCCAUAAUCGAGAAGACACGAUUGGGAUCAUCAAUUGGACUGAUCACGGGUUUACUGUCCGGCUUGCAUCGCACCACUAUGAUGGAUGAUAGCGUGCAACAGGAACUCGACUAUCAACCGCAAAUGGUGCCCCAGCGUAUGGCCGAAGAUUUCCUCUUGAACGAGCCCGAAAACGAUCCGCACGGCGGUCUCACUAUGACCUCGUACAAGUACCGUUGCAUGCACACGUCUUCGCCAGUUCUACCGCCGAUAUUCAUCAUGUUGCAACAGCUGUUGCAGCCCAGCCCAAUGAUGGAGACGGCCACUAAGAUGCACCACAGCCCCAUGACAUCACCACUGUUUGAGUUACUCAAUGACGUCGAGGACAUGACGCUGCAGAAUAUUCCCAAUGUUAUCGACCAUCUGCUGGCGAAUCGUUUGGUGCUCGCAAGUGGUACCCAACUGGAUAACAAGGACAAGAAGAUCACGCAGAAGUAUGACGAUGUCUCCAAGAAUGACGAGCUCAAGAAGGAAGCUGCUGAAGUCGCACCCACUCACGAUAAGGACGAAAUCGUUCUCGUGUGUCCCGUACACCGUGAGCACCAUGCCAAUCACAAUGGCGAAAUAGUUGACGAUAACGUUAUCCUUGUUGACCAGUGCCACGUUGUAUAGGUCUGUAGAUCGAGGUAGACAUAGUAUAGCGGUAGAAUAUUAGGUUUAUAGGUAGCUAAUAUUUGAAUUUGAGCCUUGGCGUCACUUAAAAUUUUUUUUAAGCAUUUAGUUGUUUCUAUUUCGCGUUUUUGUUUAGUUUAGGCAGGGAAUUGCGUCAGUGUCAAAAUAUUUUUUUUUAGAUUUUUUGCAUCAAAACUUAAAAUGCCAAACAAAUGUUAUUUAAUUGCGUUUAGGAAAUUGUUUAUAUUAGAGAUUAUUGGAAGUCAGCGAGGUAACCAGAUUCCUUAGCAUUUAUAGAAAGAAGAAAAUAAAAACAACGAGCGCAUUCAAUUCAAAA